UAUAUUCGUGUAUUGACAGCAGACAAUACCAAGCUAGCUUUGUAUUCUUGUGCGCCUCUGCAGCUGUCGAGCGAGCGAGGUUGCUGGCCAUGGCUGCCAUCGUCCACGAGGAGGCUCCUCCAUUGACGCACGCGGAGAACGAAGAGUUCCUUCGCGUCCUUAGGGACGUCAGGCAAUGGGUGGGGCGAGAGCCUCCGGAGAAGGUGGAGGUCGUGUUCGACGGCGUGAGCGUCGAGGCCGAGGAGCGCGUCGGUCGGAGGGCGCUGCCAACGCUGCCGAACGCCGUCUUCAACGCCGUCAAGGCUAUAGUAGAUUCUAUGAACACGUGUGCAACGCAAAAAGGAACAUUCAAGAUAAUAAAUGAAGUGAGUGGAACAAUAAGACCAUCCAGAAUGACACUUGUUCUUGGAGCACCUGGAUCUGGAAAGACGACCUUCUUAAGGGCACUGGCAGGAAAAUUAGAUUCUUCUUUGAAGUUGCAGGGAAAGGUAUUCUACAAUGGGAAAUCAAGACCUUCUACACCACACUACCUUUGUUCUUAUGUCAGUCAACAUGAUCUCCAUCACGCUGAGAUGACAGUGAGAGAGAUAAUUAAUUUCUCUUCCAACCUGCUUGGAUCAAACAAUGAGUUUGAGAUACUGGGAGAUGCAAUAGAAAGAAAUACAGAUACUAAUAAAGUGUACAAGGAACUUUUUUCUAAGGCAACCAAGCUCGGAAGCAAGGGAAGCAACCUAAAAACUAAUUAUAUUAUCAAGAUUCUUGGCUUGUCUGACUGUGCUGAAACUAUAGUAGGGGAUGCGCUCCAUAGAGGAAUUUCCAGGGGCCAGAAAAAGCGAACAACAAUCGGUUCACACGACACCCUGGGAGUCCAAAUUGUUAUCAUGCGUGAUAUUCUUAUCAUCUUAAUAACUACUAGGAUAGUAGCGCGCUCCGCCGUGCCCAGUUCGAAAUGUGGAAAAAAAGAGAAAAAAUAUGUCUCCCUUAUCCUCUUCGUCCUCCCUGCUCUCUCCCCACGCUGUGCGCAGCGUCGCCUCGGAACCACCGCCAUCGCCAACCCUCUCCGGGGUGCCGCCGCCCUGCUCGCCUUCUCCCGGCGACCCUCCGCCGUGCCCCGCCUCGUCGCCCGGGCGCCGCCGCCCCGCUCGCCCUCUCCUCCUCUCCUCGCGAACCUCCGCCAUGCCCCGCCUCCUCACCCGGGUGAGGCCGCCGCCGUCCCUCCACCCCGCCCCACCUCCUCGCCCGGGUGA
Molecule: messenger RNA, 1247 nt
Organism: Panicum virgatum (switchgrass)
Lineage: Eukaryota; Viridiplantae; Streptophyta; Magnoliopsida; Poales; Poaceae
Product: ABC transporter G family member 45-like
Exons: 9
Coding region: 90-1247 (385 amino acids)
Molecular function (GO): ATP hydrolysis activity; ATP binding
Source: RefSeq, a predicted model, not a curated record